Molecule: messenger RNA, 2290 nt
Organism: Pogona vitticeps (central bearded dragon)
Lineage: Eukaryota; Metazoa; Chordata; Lepidosauria; Squamata; Agamidae
Gene: TMEM175
Product: transmembrane protein 175
Molecular function (GO): potassium channel activity; proton channel activity
Source: RefSeq, a predicted model, not a curated record
CAGCCGCUUCUCUCGUAAUUUGCCGGAAAAGGGCUCUGCUCGCUAUUCAACUCCCACUCGUGAAGAGGCGUGCUCGUCCAGUUUGCCAGAACUCACGUGAUGACCACACAUGCACGUGUGAACCAGGCCGGCCUCUGCCAAGGAGGCGAAGCGUGGUUCUCCGGCGCCGCCUCCGCAGCGGGCGGGCCUGGGCCAAAGGGGGAAGCUGGCGCGGGCGAGGCGUAGCGGGCUUCGGUUCCUGUCCGGCCCGGGAUUGGCCGCAGGAUGGCGGAGUGCGGGAGCUCCGGCGCCCCGACGACGACGACGCCCGGCCGGGCGCGGGCCUUGGGGGAGCUGGGGGGCGGCACGCAGGCCUCGCAGCGCUUGCUGGCCUACAGCGACGCCCUGCUUUCCAUCAUCGCCACGGUCAUGAUCUUGCCUGUGGCCCACACAAAGAUACAUCCAGAUCAGAAAUUUGAUGAAAGCAUUCAGCAGCUGCUCGCCACCAAAAUUGCCGUUUACCUGAUGACAUUUUUAAUAGUGACGGUUGCAUGGGCAGCUCACGUCAGACUUUUUCAAGUGAUUGAACUUAUAGAUGAUGUACUUGCCCUUUUAAAUCUGGCCUGCAUGAUGAUCAUCACCUUUUUGCCAUAUACGUUCUCCUUAAUGGCCUCCUUUCCAGAUGUACCCUUUGGCAUUUUCCUGUUUAGCAGCUGUGCAGUUGUAAUUGGCGCUAUCCAGGCAGUCAUAGUAAUGUAUGGCUUCCACCAUCCUUAUUUACUUAACCAUGAAAUACAGGAGUCUGAAAACCGGGCAUUUUAUAAACAUCACAUACUGAAGAUUAUUCUAAAAGGACCAACACUUUGCUUCUUUGCUGCCAUCUUCUCAUUUUUCUUCAUUCCUUUGUCUUACGGCUUCCUUGGGCUUGUUAUUUUUUUCCCACAUCUCAGCCACCUCACAAAAUGGUUUAAAAGCAAGUUUCUUGGUCAAGAAGAAGAGGUCCCCCUAGAGUCAUUUACUUUUUAUCUCACCGAACCCUUGAGUAAGGAGCGCAUAGAAACAUUCAGUGAUGGAGUUUAUGCGAUUGUAGCAACACUGUUAAUUCUGGAUAUAUGUGAAGAUAAUGUUCCUGAUCGUACAGAGGUUAGAGAGAAAUACCGUGGUCAUCUCAUCAAUGCUUUGAGUGAAUAUGGUCCCAAUCUCCUUGCCUACUUUGGUUCUUUUGUUACUAUUGGCCUUCUUUGGUUUGUUCACCAUUCGCUUUUCCUUCACGUGACGAAAGCAACUCGACUGAUGAGUCUCCUUAAUACUCUUUCGCUGGCAUUUAUUGGAGGUCUACCUCUCGCGUAUCAGCUGACCAGUGAGUUUGCAGAUAAGUCUUCUUACAAUGAAAUAGAAGCCAUCCAGGUUAGCUGUGUCACCAUCUUCUUUGCUAGCAUCUUCCAGUUUGCCAUAUGGACGGCUGCCCUUUUCCACCAAAGGGAGACACUCCAUCCUUUUGCUAGGUACGGGGGCAAAGAACAUGCCUUUAUGUUUGCCAAGCUUGCUCUCUACCCGAGUGUAAGCCUUACGGUCUUCUUCCUAACAUGUAUUGUAAGCGAGCUGAGUACAACUAUUUUCCAUCUCACCCAGAUCAUUGUUCCAUUUGCCUUCCUUCUGUUGCGCAUCUGUGUCAGAAUUGGUUUGGUGGCGCUGAAGUUUGCUGUGUCUCUGUUCAGACCAGAGCACCAUGUCUUAGAAGAAGAAGAAGAAACGGCAUAUUUGUCGCCUGCUGAAACAUUAUCUUAGCUUUCUCUGCACUUUUCUUGGAAAACCCUAAUACUGCUGUGGCCCUUUAUUUUUGAAAUGUAAAUGCUUGCAGCAGAAAGACUUCAGAGAUGCAAAUCCAAGAGAUGAAGAAUCAUCAUCGUCACAACCCUAUUGCCCAUAUGUAAUCUGCAGAUUAAUAUUUUCAGCCCAUUGGGUAUUUGGCUUAAGAUACUAUUUAUUAAAUGAUCAGCCUAUAUUUUUUGAGUGGAAGUAAUUACAGGAGAACAUCAGGACUUUGAAUUCAAUAUUAUGGGAUCAGUUGUCUGUGAGAUGCUGGUACUUAUCACAGGCAGUAAUAAUCCAAUAUCAAUGUACACGUUAGCUCCAUGUCGUUGAGUGUCUGAUGAGAGAGAGGCAUGCAUUUAGUUGUUAGGUAUUCCAAGUGGUGUCCCUAAUGCUGAAUUAACUGUUGCUCCAUGUCGUGUACAGAUGAUGUAUUUGGGGUCUGGUGUUGGGUCAACUGAAAGUGAAGCCAUGAAACAUUGCCAUUGAGAGCAAUUUU